Apis mellifera (honey bee) is the source of this 847-nucleotide messenger RNA. RefSeq names its product RPA-interacting protein. The transcript is spliced from 3 exons. Gene Ontology annotation, cellular component: nucleus. The coding region runs from base 92 to 766 and encodes 224 amino acids. Gene Ontology annotation, biological process: protein import into nucleus. The record is from RefSeq and is a predicted model, not a curated record. Lineage: Eukaryota; Metazoa; Arthropoda; Insecta; Hymenoptera; Apidae.
AUCAAGCAUAUAAAUUAUCAAGCAUCAGUUAUUUUUCAUACUUGUAUUAUUUAUUUUCAUAAAAUUUUUUAAAUGUUACAGUGUAAAAAAUAUGGAAAAUAUAAAGUUAAGUCCAUCAAUGGCUUUAAAAUUAAAAACUAGAAAUAAUGUCAAUAGAAUUAGACACAGUUCUCCAAAAUUACAAGAAGUUUUAAGAGAGAGAUGUCGAGAGAGAAUGCGAGAAAAACGAGGGCAGUUAUUUAAUAGAAAUAGAUUUGGUUUAGAAAUAAAUUCAAAAAAUGUACAAGAUACAUUAACUGAAAUUGUUCGUAAAGAAUUAAAUAAUCUGGCUACUACAGAUUUAAAUCCAAUUUUGAAUCCCUUUUUUGUAAAUGAACCACUUGAUCCAGAAGAAGCAAUUGAACUUGAAGCUAAAAUACUUGAUGAAGAAGAACAAUGGAUAUUAGAAGAAUAUGAAAGAAUGGUUCAAGAAGAAAUUGAAAUAUUAGCACUUAAAGCAGAUCAACAAGUAAAUGAAGUUAUUUGUCCUAUAUGUCAGAAAUCUAAUUUAAUAGAAAAAGAAAAUAAAGUAGCUUGUGAAUCUUGUGAUUUUGUAUUAAACAAUUGUCUUAGUGUGAAGGAAGUAGGAUGUCUUAUUAAUAAUUGUGUAAAUAUUCAUUCUAUACAAUGUAAGGAAUUACCUGGUUUCUUGCCACUUUUUGAAAAUGAUAAGAUGUCUUUAUAUCUAAUUUGUGAUGAAUGUUCAACUUGGACACCUAUAAUAUAGAUUUUAAUAUUCUUCAAUUAGUGAAGAUUUUUAAAAUUUAUGAAAUUGCUGAAAAAAAAUUAUAUUUUUUCAUCUUAUUAC